AUGGUCCGCUUGAAGAGCCGCUACCUCCUCAUGGACAUUCUGUACCCAGAUCCAUCGACUUGGCCGGCCACCCCGAACUCCGCCAGCCCUCAUAACCCUUCCCUGGCAAUACACUCCCCAACCUCCGACGCUCUCACGGCAGGAUUCCUCGCGAAGAUGAUUCGCGAAUCUGUCGCAGAGCUAUAUGGCGAUUGGGGAAUCGGAAAACUAGGUGGUGCCUCAGCAGCUGGGAUUCAAAUAAAAUAUCUCUCCCCGGCUACAUCGACAGCAAUAGUGCGGUGUCCCCGUGCUGCAUUCCGUAUCGUCUGGUCUGCUAUCACAUAUAUGUCCGGUGUCCCGGAACCGUCCCCGAAUCCGCAGAAGCGCGGCACAGGCCGUGAGCGUGCGUGCGUUUUCCGCGUGAUCCGCGUGUCGGGAACUAUGCGCAAGGCAGAGGAGGAGGCGAUCCGUCGGGCUAGAGCAGAGAUUGUGCGUGUCAAGGAUGCAGAAGAACGAGGGGUUCUAGGGGAUUUAAUCGAAGGGAUUGCUGGGGGAAAGGGGACUGCCGUUGUUGAUUCCGUGAUGGACGAAAGUGAAGAUGAAGUCAUGGGUGAUGAGUAG
This is a messenger RNA of Penicillium salamii, 600 nucleotides long. NCBI's taxonomy places the organism in Eukaryota, Fungi, Ascomycota, Eurotiomycetes, Eurotiales, Aspergillaceae. The record is from the annotation of a GenBank genome assembly.